AUGACCGGAGGGAAAGUAGGAACUUAUAAUAGUGCACUCGAAAUGAUAUUUGCCUGCGCUGCACGAUGCAUUAUCAUCGUGUUCAAUAUAAUUUUCAUGAGCCAUAAUAACGUUCAUCUGUUUGGGGCGUGGGAAAGAGAACCUUUUCUAUUGGAAAAUAAGACUUGUCAAGUGAUGCCAAUGGUCGUUGGCUUGUUCGCUGAGCUGGGCAGUUUGGUUGCAAAUGUUUCAUCACGCUACGCUACGCACAACUACGCACUGAUGAUGUCACCUCGAUUGGCGAUGAAACAAAUGCAACCAAAUUAUUCAGAUCAGCGAACAAGCCAACGACCAUCUACGCUACCUGAGCUACCGACAUUCUCCUCUAUAGUGACAAACAUGUUAACAGUUCGCCCUUAA
Molecule: messenger RNA, 399 nt
Organism: Opisthorchis viverrini
Lineage: Eukaryota; Metazoa; Platyhelminthes; Trematoda; Opisthorchiida; Opisthorchiidae
Exons: 3
Coding region: 1-399 (132 amino acids)
Source: RefSeq, a predicted model, not a curated record